AUGGACAAAACACUUGAGAAACGAAAAGUCGGCGUUCUUCCCAACAGAAAGAGGCCGAGAGUUGAUGAUGAAGAUGGAGUAAUUCAUCAUGUCAAGGAGGCUUUGGAUGAAUAUCGAGAGACAUUAUCUAAGCUCCUGCAAAAACACGAUAGUGAAUCCUACCAACAAGUUUAUUGGAGGCCUGAUAUUGAAGCAGCAAUGUGUCAGAGAAAGAAAGGAAACUUGGUUAACACGAGGAAACAAUUAGGUCCGAUUCCUGGAGUGAAGGUUGGUGACGAGUUUCGCAACAGGGCUGAACUAACUGUUGUUGGCCUCCAUCAUAAUUUUCGUCAUGGUAUUGAGUAUAUGAAGAAGGAUGGGAAAAUUUUGGCCACAAGCAUCGUUAAUUCUGGCCGUUACGCCAACCAUGUAGCAUCUCCUGAUAUCUUGACUUAUUCAGGUGAAGGUGGAAAUCCUAGGGUUGAUCCUAAAAAGCCAAAGGAUCAAAGACUUGAACGUGGAAACCUUGCACUAAAGAACAGCAUGGAAGAAGGAACUCAUGUAAGGGUAAUUCGUGGUAUUAAUCGUUUUGAGGUGGGUACACGUGCUAAGAAAAGUUCUUUCAGAACUUAUGUUUAUGAUGGUCUCUACAUAGUAGAGAGUUUUUGGCAAGAAAGAGAGGAAUUUGGCAAACUUGUGUUUAAAUUUUUGUUGAAAAGGAUUUCCGGGCAACCAAUAAUCAUAUGGGGAUAUUGUCCUAUUCGAGUGGUCAAUGCAGUAGAUAGGGCGAGUCCUCCAGCUUUCAAUUACAUAUGCAAUGUCAUUUAUCCAGAUUUCUUCAAGGCGACAAGAAAGGGGGGUUGUGAUUGUCUUCAUGGAUGCUUAGAAUCCAAGUCAUGUCCUUGUGUAAUGAAGAUUGCAAGGGUUUUGUCAUACAACAACACAAUAACAGGCACGAAAUCCCUUAUUUACGAGUGUGGUAUUAUGUGUAAGUGCUCUUCUUCUUGCAAAAAUAGAAUUAGUCAACAUGGCAUUCAGUUUAAACUUGAAGUCUUUAGGACAAAAUCCAAAGGAUGGGGUGUCAGAUCACGAUCAUAUAUUCCACAAGGAAGUUUUAUAUGUGAGUAUGUAGGAGAAAUUCUACAAGAUAAACAAGUUAAACAAAGAAGGGGGUUUGUCAUUGAUGCCACACGACACGGGAAUGUGGGAAGAUUUGUCAGUCAUAGUUGUUCUCCUAAUCUAUUUGCCCGAAGUGUCCUUCAUGAUCAUGACGACGCGAGGAUCCCACACAUGAUGUUAUUUGCUGAGAAGAACAUUCCACCGAACCAAGAGCUAACUUACGAUUAUAAUUUUAUAGUGGGCGGUUCCAAUGGCACUACCAUCAGAGAAGCUCUCCUCGACAAACCAUCUGGAGUUGCACCUAAUAUCAUCUAAGGCAACUCUUUUUAGCCAAUGGAGUGAACACUUCAUCAGAAGGUUUGCUUUCUUUCCAGACAUAUCGCUGAUGCUGCCGCUAAGCUUACCAAAAGGAGUUUGUGCUUUAGUAAGUGGGCCACGUUUCCCCCACCCUCCUUGGUCCCUAUUCUGUCGUGACACGGUCUGCCGGCCCCUACGUGAUCGAGUGGUCUUUUGUUGCUUAGGCUGGUUUUAGUUUGGUCCUGCUGUUUGACUCUGUACCUGUCUGCAAUGUCCAGUCUCUAGUUUUUGUGUGCUCUUUUUCUGUUAGUUACUUCUGGUGCUGCC
Molecule: messenger RNA, 1722 nt
Organism: Prunus mume (Japanese apricot)
Lineage: Eukaryota; Viridiplantae; Streptophyta; Magnoliopsida; Rosales; Rosaceae
Source: RefSeq, a predicted model, not a curated record